Molecule: messenger RNA, 1708 nt
Organism: Carassius auratus (goldfish)
Lineage: Eukaryota; Metazoa; Chordata; Actinopteri; Cypriniformes; Cyprinidae
Gene: nudt1
Product: nudix (nucleoside diphosphate linked moiety X)-type motif 1
Exons: 4
Coding region: 282-752 (156 amino acids)
Biological process (GO): DNA protection
Cellular component (GO): cytoplasm
Molecular function (GO): 8-oxo-7,8-dihydroguanosine triphosphate pyrophosphatase activity
Source: RefSeq, a predicted model, not a curated record
CUGUAAUAUGUUUUCGCAGAUCUGUAGAUCAUGUGUUGCAUUUGGAUAAAUCACAAUCUGAAUAAGAUGUCAAUCACUAUUAUGAGUGAAUUCACUGUUGUCAAUCUGAAGCCUCCAUGUGAUCAUCUGACCGCGAGCAACACGCGGGAACAAGACCGAGUCAUUCAGCUGAGACGCAAAUAUCUGCAUAUUAUCGACACAUCGGAUUUUUAUACUGUUUAUGUGAUUAUAUAUAUAAGUUAUAUAUAUUUUUGUCUCUGCUUAUUACUUUGGACGAAGUGAUGUUGACUAAUAAACUGUUGACCCUGGUGCUGGUGGUGCAGCCCGGACGGGUGUUGUUGGGAAUGAAGAAAAGAGGCUUUGGAGCGGGCAAGUGGAAUGGGUUUGGAGGGAAAGUCCAGCCAGGAGAGACCAUAGAGCAGGCGGCCAGACGGGAGCUGCUAGAGGAAAGUGGCCUCAUCGUCGACACCCUCCACAAGAUUGGCAAUAUCAAAUUUGAGUUUAUUGGGGAAACAGAACUGCUGGAUGUCCACGUUUUUAGAGCUGACGCCUAUAAAGGAGAGCCAACCGAAUCAGACGAGAUGAGGCCGCAGUGGUUUGACACCGAUAAAAUACCUUUCGGCCAGAUGUGGGCAGAUGAUGUCCUGUGGUUCCCACUGAUGCUUCAGAAAAAGAAGUUCUUGGGAUAUUUUAAAUUCCACGGUCACGAUGUGAUAGUGGAGCAGAAACUGGAGGAAGUGGAGGAUGUGUGAUUGGGGUUUGGAUACCACUGAUGAACUUUGCCACUGUAUCAGUGGAAAUUAUCCAACUACAUGCCUUCCUGGAUACUAUGUGAAAUCCUAAGAUGUACUGUAAAAAUGCUGUAGUUUAAUGUAUUAAAUGUACCGCAUUUUGUACAAGCACCCUUCUUUUUUUGCCUGGGAAAAUAGCGUUAUCUUUUAGUUUUGGUGUUCCAUUUAUAUUUAGGUUAAAUUCACACGUCUCCUGUUUUCUGAUGUUUUGUUUUUUCCACUUUCUUUGUUCAUCAUUCCUACAAUGGUUGUUCAGUAGAGUACAACAAAAAUCAUACCUUUGUUCUUACCAAGAUCUUUAAUAUUCAUCUACUAAAUAAAAUAAUGGAAAGUGCAGUAUAAAACAAAGUAUCCAUCUAUCUAAUGUCUGUCUGUUAUAGUGGAAAUAAACAACUGCAAGUAGUACAGAAUGAAUGUAAGGCAGGUGAAACCUAAUUCUCAAACCAUUUGCCCUCUGUGCCUGUAGGUGGCAGGAUUGAAUACAUAUUGGAGAACAACAACUUUUUUCCAUUUCUUUAAUGCUUUACCUUGUUCAAACAUGUACAAUUGAUAAUAAUAAGCUCUGCUAAAUUCAGUUAAAUACAAGUUCAUCUGUAAAGCGCUUUUUCCUAAAGGGGUUUCUAGAAUGUUUAACAAUUAAGACAAUAAUAUGCAUGAUGCAUGCACUAUCGAUCAAUAGCAUCUAUACAGCUUUAUGGUGAAUUGAAAGUACAUCGUAUUUUCUUCAGACACAUAUUUUGAAGUAUAGUUUACAUGAUAGCUUACUAGCAAUGUGAGAAUUUUAGACCUUCAAGACUUAUUGCAUGAAAACAGGUCUGUAGCAGAUAGAUCAGCUAAUAAUAACUAGUUUAUGCCUCAUUGAAGUUACUACUUAAGACUCAGAAGCCAGGCUCAGGCUUAACAACUAACAAAACAAA